CUGCAGGUUCUCGCAUGGGCAGGUGGUCCCCGUGGAUGAGCUGCGUCCCUUCCAAGACCCAGAUCUGAGCACCCUGCAGGCCGGCUCCGCCUGUCUGGCCAAGCACCAGGAUGGCCUCUGGUACCCGGCACGGAUCACUGAUGUGGACAGCGGCUACUACACGGUCAAGUUUGACUCGCUGCUGCUGAAGGAGGCUGUGCUGGAGGGGGACAGUGUCCUGCCCCCACUGCGCACAGAGGCCACGGAGUCCUCCAGCUCCGACAGCAGCGACUCUGAUGUCUCCAGCUAUGCCAGAGUGGUGGGAUCAGGCACUGUGGACACGACCUGCAGCCUCGCCUUUGCGGGCUGGGAAGCGCACACACGGGGCAUCGGCUCCAGACUCCUCACCAAGAUGGGCUACGAGUUCGGCAAGGGGCUGGGCCGACAUGCACAAGGCCGGGUGGAGCCCGUCCACGCGGUGCUGCUGCCCCGAGGGAAGUCGCUGGACCAGUGCGCAGAGACCCUGCAGCGGAGGGUCAAGGGCGGUGAGGCGGUGGCCAGCAGGCCCCCCAGGCGUCGCAGGAGAGGGGGCGGGGGUGGCCGGCCACCCCCCCGGAGCGUGUUUGACUUCCUGAAUGAGAAGCUGCAAGGCCAGGUUCCCGGUGCCCCGGAGACUGGGGCGGCCCAGCCAGGGAGAAGGGGCGAGAACAUGUACCACGCCAGCAAGAGUGCCAGGCGGGCCCUGAGCCUGCGGCUCUUCCAGACGGAGGAGAAGAUUGAGCGCACCCAGCGGGACAUCCGGGGUAUCCAGGAGGCCCUUGCCCGGAAUGCCGGCCGGCACAGUGCGACAGCAGCCCAGCUGCAGGAGAAGCUGGCAGGUGCGCAGCGGCAACUGGGGCAGCUGCAGGCCCAGGAGGCCGGUCUGCAGCGGGAGCAGCGGAAGGCCGACACCCACAAGAAGAUGACGGAGUUCUAGAGACUGCACAGCAGAGCCCCGGGCUGAGGGGCCGUCUGUAGGGAGGCCAGCCUGGCCACCGGGACGCGUGCAGGCCACCUCUGGACAGCCCUUGCUCCCUGGCCCACCCGCCAGCGUUGUGGCCUCUCCUUAACAAGGACAUUAAAGUGCUUUGGUGGCGAGUC
Tupaia belangeri chinensis (Chinese tree shrew) is the source of this 1119-nucleotide messenger RNA. It is a transcript of the gene ZGPAT, whose product is annotated as zinc finger CCCH-type and G-patch domain containing. The record is from RefSeq and is a predicted model, not a curated record. Lineage: Eukaryota; Metazoa; Chordata; Mammalia; Scandentia; Tupaiidae. Gene Ontology annotation, molecular function: DNA-binding transcription repressor activity, RNA polymerase II-specific; metal ion binding; RNA polymerase II cis-regulatory region sequence-specific DNA binding. Gene Ontology annotation, cellular component: nucleus. Gene Ontology annotation, biological process: negative regulation of transcription by RNA polymerase II.